This is a messenger RNA of Cryphonectria parasitica EP155, 1127 nucleotides long. RefSeq names its product heme peroxidase. The record is from RefSeq and is a predicted model, not a curated record. The transcript is spliced from 3 exons. Gene Ontology annotation, biological process: response to reactive oxygen species; hydrogen peroxide catabolic process; cellular response to oxidative stress. Gene Ontology annotation, molecular function: heme binding; peroxidase activity. Bases 1 to 1005 code for a protein of 334 amino acids. Lineage: Eukaryota; Fungi; Ascomycota; Sordariomycetes; Diaporthales; Cryphonectriaceae.
AUGGCUGCAGCCACGCAAGCGUCGUCUCAGCUAGGAGACUUUGAGGCCGUCAGAAAGUCUAUAAUAGACCUCCUUGAUCAGCCCGAGUACGAUGAUGGCAGUGCCGGACCGGUCCUCGUGAGACUCGCUUGGCACUCUGCCGGUACUUAUGAUGCCGAAACCGACACGGGUGGAAGCAAUGGCGCUGGUAUGAGAUAUGAAUCUGAGGGUGGCGACCCUGCCAACGCGGGUCUGCAGCACGCCCGUCUGUUUCUCGAGCCCGUCAAGCGCCAGCAUCCGUGGAUCACCUAUGCCGAUCUCUGGACUUUGGCUGGCGUCACAGCCAUCCAGGCCAUGGGCGGCCCCGAAAUCCCCUGGCUUCCUGGGAGAACAGACUAUGUCGACGACAGCAAGCUCCCGCCACGGGGAAGGCUCCCAGACGCAGCACUCGGGUCAGAUCACAUUCGAUCCGUCUUCUACCGCAUGGGCCUCAAUGAUAGGGAGAUUGUGGCACUCUGCGGUGCCCAUAACCUCGGUCGCUGUCACACUGCUAACUCGGGCUUCGAAGGAAAGUGGGUCAACAAUCCGACGAGGUUCUCGAACCAGUACUACCGCCUGCUUAUGUCGGAAGAAUGGAAAGAGAAACGGCUGCCUGGUUCAAACAUCCUUCAAUUCGCAGCCUUUGAUCCCGUCACGGAAGAAGAACUCAUGAUGCUGCCGACCGAUAUGGCAUUGAUCCGCGACCCAGAAUUCUCGAAGUGGGUGAAGCUGUACGCCGAGGACAAGGCCGUGUUCUUCAAAGACUUUUCAGACGCAUUUUUCAAACUGAUGGAGUUGGGCAUCAGCCGUGACGAUGCAGGCAAGGUGAUCAAUUCAGAUAACGAAAAGGGUGGCUAUGUCAGCGCUCCGAAGAAGGCAGAAAAGCUGGGCCGGCCUGGGGAGGUCCAGGGAGAAGGCCAGGUUGGAAACGAGGCGGCGCCGCUGGCAAAACAGAAUGAGAAGUACAGGGAGCGUGCGAAGCUGUGAAUGCUGGACUAUCGUCCUAGCAUUUCCUCGUUCACAUUGAGGCAGGCUGCGGUAUGAUAGAGAUUACUAGACUGUUCUAGAGCAUAGAGCCACAGUGGUUGUCAACUUAGAAUUAGAACUGU